Molecule: messenger RNA, 354 nt
Organism: Pyrenophora tritici-repentis Pt-1C-BFP
Lineage: Eukaryota; Fungi; Ascomycota; Dothideomycetes; Pleosporales; Pleosporaceae
Source: RefSeq, a predicted model, not a curated record
AUGCCCGACUCAUCCUCAGACUCACCUUCAGACUCUGAAUCCACAACCACGACCUCCUCGACCUCAUCGCGCACCCACCACCUCAGCAGCUCCGUCGGCUUCAGCCUCAACGCGCGCCUGUUCCAUGCCGCCGCCCUCCGCGAAGCCUCGGGCUCGACAAACAUUCCCAUGGACCCGGAGUGGGAGCAAUACCUCAAGGAAGCGUCGGAGCGCGGCGAACUCAACAUCGAUGCUACGCGUGAGGCACUGCGGAGCAUGGCUGGGCACAUUGCGCAGAUCCAUCAGAGUAGUGUUGAGGCGGAGGGGAGUGAGGCUGUGCCGCAGACUUUUCAGGCACCUGCUGCGCCUGCUUAG